AUGGUCUGGCGUCGUUCCGUGGUUCUUAGACCUCUGUACUCGAGGCUUCCUUACAAGUCCACUCGACGUGCCCAGGCGCCCCGCCCUGUCCUCCCCGACCCGCCUUCCCACCCCCUGCCCACGUCUCGACGGUUCCCGACGCUCGCCUCUCCGUCUCCUGCGCAGCCGCGCGCUCGGCACUCACCCUCGCGACGGCCGCCGCCCUCCCCACCGCGCGUGAACCCUACCUCGCCGAGCGGCAACCCUUGCAUCCCCUACCUUGCCCUCCCCGCCUCCCACUCCACUACACCCGGCCGCGCCGCGGGCACGACCUCACCGCAGUCGAGCUCUUCGCCUCCAGCGCCGACGAAGAUCCGUGCCGGGACGAAGAUCCGCGGUGGUGACGUUCCUGUGGGUGCUGUGCGUCUCCACGCUGGGGGCCUCGACAGCGGCGGUGACGUCCUACCUGAAGCUGCAGGGCGUCCAGUAUGCGCUGCUGGUCACCGUCUCCCUCCUCUCUGUCCUGCUCUUCGUCUGCAACAUCCUCUGCGCGACCUCCUCGGCGGCGCCAGCUUUCAACCCCACCGGCGUCGCGGCCUUCUACGCCGCCGGUCCGCCGGAGUCACUAGCCCCUCCCUCUUCGCCGUCGCACUCCGGUUCCAGGCGCAGGUGGGCUCCGCUGGUCGAGCAGGAGAAGGCUCUGGUGAUUCAGGAGUCUUUUCAGAUUGCUGGGUUAGGAUUGUGAUCGCAGGGCCUAUGUACCAGACCAGAGGGAGGGUGCACAGCUGCACCUAGACCCAGACACCCAGCUAGCAGCAGCACUCUUCCUGCCAGUGGAAAUGGGUGACAGUGUGCUAAUUGUGGGCUAGUGGCAGUGAUGUUGGACAAGGAGAUAAUAGUUUGGCUUUAGAGAUAAUAGUUGAUUUGUAUGAAUUCAAUUGAUUAGGCUUGUGUAUGACUACAUUUCAUGGCUGUGUGCUGUAUUGUAUCUAAUGGAAAAAAUCUAUGUACCUCUAAUGUAUAUAAAGGAUGAAACUGUG
This is a messenger RNA of Panicum hallii, 1019 nucleotides long. RefSeq names its product nascent polypeptide-associated complex subunit alpha, muscle-specific form-like. Lineage: Eukaryota; Viridiplantae; Streptophyta; Magnoliopsida; Poales; Poaceae. The coding region runs from base 1 to 774 and encodes 257 amino acids. The record is from RefSeq and is a predicted model, not a curated record. The transcript is spliced from 6 exons.